AUGAGGCCGGCAUCAUAUUUCGGAUGCCUUGCCUCCUUGACUGCCACCGUUGUUUCGACGUGGAAUAACUUCGACUUACACCCGGUUCUAGCUCCUAGCUAUGACAAGGCGGAGCUUGCUAACAUUGUGCCAUCUACCAAUGUGAAUCUUGACUAUGGCAUAGACGGUCUAGAUAUUCCUGAGGAUCCCCUCAGCAGCGUCAGCAUUCAUCUUCAAACCAACCAACCCACAGUGCUUCUUGAGGCCAUCGGAGCGGUGUCCAGCGUAUCCUGUUCUCGAAACGCAGUGUCAAUCUCUUUCCAUACUGCAGAUUCGUUUCAACAUGCUACUAUGGCAUGGCCACACGAUGGCAAAUUCUAUCUCAUCACGAACCAUUUGGGUAACUGCGACGCUUGGAGUGAGAGAGGAAUCUUCCAGGUCACUAGUCUUAGCUGGGAUACUGAAUCUAUGACUGUCAAGGCACAGACUCAGAAGACCACCCUAGCCAACAUAGCAAUGUCCGUAGGGGUCGAUUUCGCUCAUUUCCAGGACACGACGUCGGAUAAUAAUGGAAACAUUACAUUUGACGAACCCGGGCUUAACGUCGCUUCCAAUUUCACAAUUCCUGCUGGAACGGUCAUAUUCGCAGAGGAGCCGAACUUCUCUACUGUUGCCAGAGGCGGUUAUCUCAGCGAUGCCGCUGUAAUUCGAGGCCAUUUCGACUUCAACGUCCCUGGUCAACAGAUUCAGAGUCUCUGGUUCAACAUAGAUGCUGCAUUCUUCGGCAACCUUGCUGUCACUUUCAACCUUACAGGGCCUGUAGAGAAUAGUAACUUCGCCUUCACUCCUGGGACAUUCCUGCCGAGCACAGUCAACGUUCCGGGUGUUUUCACUCUCACACCAGCACUUCAUUGGGUUAUUGGCGCUGAUGUUGGUGCUACUGGUCCCGUAGUGCACAAUAGUAACAUCACGGUGACAAUACCUGAUGGUCAUGUACACGUGGAUUUCCUGAACAACACCAAUUCGCGAGCCGUCGGUUGGGGACCUCGCUUCACAUCUUCCGUCAGCACCGAGAAGGCGUCUUCUGGCCAUGUAUCUCCAUACGUUGAUUUCUCUGUCGACCUGACUCUUAACGUGUUGAAUGGUCUCUAUAACGUCACGGGUGGGAUCGCAGCGAAACCGCAGCUCAUAAACGAGAUCAACGUUGCGAAAAGCCAGUCGCGUAUCAGGAAGACUAACCAUAUGCUUUCGCUAAGGAAUGUCACAUGCAAUAGCGGGUUCGAGCUUCGCUCAGAUUUCAACUUCAGCGUGACAGCAUACGUUGAGGACAAGUGGGAGAUGUCGCUCUAUAACACAUUGAUUCCCGUUGCUGAUGAGUGUUACCACUUUUAA
Messenger RNA from Annulohypoxylon maeteangense, 1371 nucleotides. RefSeq lists its product as uncharacterized. The record is from RefSeq and is a predicted model, not a curated record. The transcript has 2 exons. NCBI's taxonomy places the organism in Eukaryota, Fungi, Ascomycota, Sordariomycetes, Xylariales, Hypoxylaceae. The coding region runs from base 1 to 1371 and encodes 456 amino acids.